Molecule: messenger RNA, 903 nt
Organism: Hypoxylon trugodes
Lineage: Eukaryota; Fungi; Ascomycota; Sordariomycetes; Xylariales; Hypoxylaceae
Exons: 2
Coding region: 217-513 (98 amino acids)
Source: RefSeq, a predicted model, not a curated record
UUUCGUGAAGAGACACAACCUAACAUUGAAGCAAGGAAAGAUUAAUACAUAUAAGUUAUGUAUGCAGUCAGACCGACAUUCGAGUUAUUUACUACAAGUAUAGACUCGUCAACGAGGCUACGAAUACCUACAUACAUAUCCCAACAAAUAAGGAGGAUACAUAUGUAGGUAUGUCGGACGGAAUCAAGAGUUCACCAUAAUGAGGCAAACAAACAAAUGAUGGCUAAAACUUCUUCCCGUUAUGGAGCCUUGGUACGUGUAUUCCGGACCGGACUUUGUCUUGGUUGGAUCGGAUGUUGCAUUGAAACGGGAGGGAGAGUUGGAGUAGGUGGGAAAAUUAAGGACUCGGAGCGAGUACAGUACAUUAAGUACCUAGGUAUGUACGUAUACUUUAGAUGUGCAGAUCGUGCUUCUAUUUCUGGAUCCCACCAUUUUUUUAAACUCUCUCCUAUUGCCUUGAACUUUGCUGUUACUACGUAUGUCGGGCGCCGAGCUACGGUAGUGGAAGUGUGACCGCAUAUGAUGGAAUCAUCCUAUUGGUUAAAAAGUCUCUUCCACCGCAAUUGUUGGAGUCAUUCUCUCGUUUGUUUCACAUUUCCUGCACAUGUUGUGAAACCUUAGGAAAGCCAAUUAUAAUGGUUAUAUAUCAUUUGGCAAAUUUCAAACAGCAAGAUGAAUUCAGGCUAUCUCACAUUGACAUGCAAACGCAUUUUGUUGGAAAAAUGAUGAUUUUCAUUCGGUUGUAUCAGGUAGAGCGAAGAAACAUUUGAAGGUUGCAUUCUUUUACGACAUAUGUAUCCAUGUAUUGUUUAUGUAAUUACAUAUGUAGAUCCUAUCAAGAUCCGCCAGAUCCAAUAACAUUUGAUUAUAUAAUAUCAUCCCGGAAUAAUUAUAUACCGGUAA